AUGAUAUCUGUCCGGUAUGACUAUGUGUUCCUUACUUUUUUUGUUCUUUUUCUCCACAUUUGCGCUCUUUACUUGUACGCGUCUGGAUUUUUAAUCACGUCAAUUCGUGUCCCAACACAAUCAAAGUGCUCUGAUGAGAUAAUGACCAACACACUCUACUCAUUAAAACACCCACCAGAAAAGUGUUGGACAACUCCAUUAUUUGAUAAGACAAUGGUGUACUUAGUCGACGCUCUCCGCUUCGAUUUUGCGUUUUCCGCCGACUAUCCACCUCUUUUUGAGAAGAUUAAUUCGACUAAAGACCUUAAGUUGUAUCACAAUAAUAUGCCCGUCUUCAACACUUUUUCUGAGAAAUACCCUGAAAAAACAGGGAGGUAUCACUUCAUCCCAGACCCACCAACUACAACAGCACAAAGAGUACUGGCUAUGACUACUGGGUCUGUGCCUGCAUUUAUCGAAGUUUCAAACACUUUUAAUAACGUCCAAGUUGACGAAGACUCGUUCAUAUCUCAAGCAAAGAACAACGGACUGAGAGUCGCAUUCUCCGGCGAUUCGUUGUGGACUGACAUGUUUCCAAAUAUGUUCGACGAAAUUGCCACGGGGCCGUCGCUCGAUAUCGCCGACUUGAAUAGUGUUGAUUUGAUAUGUAAAAAGGCACUAGAGAAACACCAAAAGGAUGAGGACUUUGAUUUGCUUAUAACCCACUUCUUGGGAGUCGACCAUAUCGGCCACUACUACCAACCAGACCACCAAGUCAUGCAGGACAAACUUAAAGAAAUCAACUCAGUCUUGGAGGAUUCGUUGACUAAGAUCUCAAACUCGAAAAGUAAAACCCUGGCUCUUAUAUUUGGAGACCACGGAGUGACUGAAGAAGGAAAUCAUGGAGGAGACACUGUCAGAGAGCUAGAUGCUGCACUUUAUUUAUAUGACAGUAGAACAAGAGAAGGCGGAAUUAAAGAGACAGGAAGUGUGAAUCAAGUAGAUAUUGUACCCACUAUUACACUUGGCCUUGGGCUGCCUAUACCAUUCAGUAACACGGGAACCCCUAUUAGAGACGUUUUUAUGGGGAGAGUGAAAACUUUAGAUGGUGUGCAGAUGUAUGUCAAUGCACUCAACUUGACGACAACACAGAUGAUGCAAUUCUUUUAUGCGAAUGCGAAGAAGAACAAGAGGGAUGUGGAGUGGAUAGACCGAGAAAAUGAAAAACACAAAGGUAUUCAACAGGAGGAACUGGAGCACUUUGAGGAAUUGGACACUCUUUUUGAGAUUAUGGAGAAACACGAAAGCUUUUCAAAAGAGCUUCACACGAUUUUUGUCAAGCAGAAUGCAACAUUCAAAUUCAAUUAUAUGAUGUGUGGUAUUAUCAUAAUGGUUUUGUCGAUGUUUGUGAUAUUACUCUAUGUUGUCGGAUACCCGCAGUUCUAUGUUGACAUCAAAAAGGUGUUCCACGGAGUCAUACUCGGUAUGGUGCCUGCAGUUUUCCUUAAGAGGAUAUAUCCCCUUGAGAUGGGUAAAAUUGAUCAGUACAUCUUCUUCAUGUCACUUGGUGCGGAGAUCACUUUUUUUUCAGCGUAUGCGAGACAAUUUAACAAGUAUGUAUUAACUGGCGUACAAUUAGUAGGCAGCAUUAAAGGCGAAUUUUUGGUUAGUGUAGUUGUGUUGAUAUUAUAUGGACUUGGGCAGUACACAGACUCGUUUAUUAAGGAGGAGAGUUACACCUCUUUCUUCUUUGGUGAAGUGCUUUCGAUGUUUCUACUGUAUCUGUCGAUAGCGAGAGGCAAAUUGAAUACCACACAAAUUGCAAUGCAAAUUGGAGUGUUGACUGUUAUACCAUUUAUAGAGAGCGUCCCUUCUAUUUUUGGACUCAUUGGUCUCCCCGUUGUGAUCUUCUUUGUGUCGUCUGAAAAGUACAUUUUAACAACUGCGUGUGUGUUGGCAAGUGUCUUCCAAAUACUGAGCCCGACCCCAACUUCUGUUUGUGGUAUAACACUUGCGAAUGCUAUUUACUUGAUGUCGAUUGUGUCGAUUGUAAAGAGUUUUAUCGAGAAGAAACAAGUGAGUGAAUAUAUUUAUGCAUGCAUUCCCAUUGCGGCGGUGUUAUUACCGAAUACUGGAGCAACGAGUUUGGCGAUUUAUGUUGUCCUGUUUUCGUUCAAUGUAUUUGACGAUGUUCACACCUCCGCACUUCAAUUGGUGUUUUUUGCAAUACACUUCUUUUUCACAACUACACACAACGUCCAAUUCAGCUCAAUUCAAUUCAACGCUGGAUUUGUGGGUGUUCCAUUCUAUUCAAUUCUUCUCAAUGGAAUUCUCAUCCUGUUCAACACUAUGUUCUUCCCUUGUUCUGUAGUAUUGGCUGUUGCUUACGUUUCAUUACAAAGGAAAAACGGAAUUGAAACUUAUAUGAAAAAUACACUGAUUGUUGUUGGGUUCUUUGCGUGGCAAAUGGUCUCGAUCAUGUUCUUCACAUACUUUGUGUCAGGUCACCUGGAGAUAUUUAGAGUGUUCACGCCUAAAGUCUGUUUUGAUGCCGUCUUUUUGGGAACAAUAGAUGUCAUCUUGGUAGUCACUGCUUUCCUUGUGAAAAGAAUUCAAUUGGUUAAAGAUGAGUAA
This is a messenger RNA of Entamoeba invadens IP1, 2613 nucleotides long. RefSeq lists its product as hypothetical. Gene Ontology annotation, molecular function: mannose-ethanolamine phosphotransferase activity. The transcript has a single exon. Gene Ontology annotation, biological process: GPI anchor biosynthetic process. The coding region runs from base 1 to 2613 and encodes 870 amino acids. NCBI's taxonomy places the organism in Eukaryota, Evosea, Mastigamoebida, Endamoebidae. Gene Ontology annotation, cellular component: endoplasmic reticulum membrane. The record is from RefSeq and is a predicted model, not a curated record.